GUCAACCGCAAGAUGGCGUAUCCAUCGCAGAAAUUGUCAACAGAAGCAGCCAUCUUGGAACGCCGCGCACUUCAUUUCGGGACUACGGCGGGAUUCUCAAACUUGAGGACAGUUUUGAGCGAUUUCAUCUAGAAUGUGUAUGUAGUCCACAAGUAGAAUGAGUCAGUAUAUCCAGGUAACCGAGGAUGAAGGCGACGAUCCAAUGGAGGUUCCAAGCGAGGACGAUGGAACUCUUCUGCUGUCAACACUAGCUGCUCAGUUCCCAGGGGCUUGUGGAUUGAAAUAUAGAAAUCCAGAUUCGGGUGCUUUCAGAGGAAUUAGAUUGUCUGAUGGACGUCUUUAUCCACCUGAUGGGAAAUGGGGAAACAGGAUGUUUAUUGCUGUGUUUCCAAAAACUGGAAAUGAGUGUAAGCGUGUACGUGAAGAAAAUCCUGUUAUUGACAACACCAUGAUCAGGAGGAAACAUGAAAAAUCAAAAUGCAGCGACCUCAUAGUUCUGGGUUUACCCUGGAAGAGUACAGAAGAGGACCUCCGAAAGUAUUUUUCAACUAUUGGUGACCUACUGAUGGUUCAGGUAAAAAAGGACACAAAAACUGGUCAGUCCAAAGGAUUUGGAUUCAUACGAUUUGCAGAUUAUGAAUCACAACAAAAAUGUAUGGCAACGCGGCACCUGAUAGAGGGAAGAUGGUGUGAUGUGAGAAUACCAAACUCAAAGGAAGGAGCACAAAAUGUUAUGAACAGGAAGGUUUUUGUUGGAAGAUGCACUGAUGAUAUGACAGCUGAAGAUUUGCGACAGUAUUUUGGAAAAUUUGGAGAGGUUGUUGAUGUAUUUAUCCCCAAACCAUUUAGAGCAUUUGCGUUUGUAACUUUUGCCGACUCGGACGUAUCCCAGGGCUUGUGUGGUGAGGAUCACAUAAUCAAAGGAGCCAGUGUGCACAUUAGUAGUGCUGCCCCAAAGAACUACGACCGACAGAACGACAAAAAAGCAAUUACGCCAGGACAUCCUGGAUAUGGACAGGGAUAUGCACAUCACAGCUCAUGGAGUCAGGGAGGGAGAAGCAACACUCAGGCCAUGGCCAACCAGGGCAGUGCCAUGGGGCAUGGCAACAUGCCUAAUAACCUGAGUCUGGGUCCGAUUCAGAUCAGUCCUGCCAUGCUGGCAGCAGCCCAGGCCAUGUUGAGUGGUCAGGGGGGAUGGGGCCCCAUCGGUCUGGUCAGCCAGGGCAAUAACACCGGGACUGGUAUUGGAACCGGUGUUGGAGUCAAUGUGGGUGGCGCCUCAACCCCAAAUGCCCAGCCUACAGUGGAAACCUCAAGCCAAGCUAGUGCUCAGAGCUUUGGAAGUAUCGGGAGCAACAGUCAGGCAGCGGCAGUAGCAGCCCCGGUCCCCACAGCCAGUAAUAGUUUCCUGGGGUGGGGCAGUUCCCACUCCCAGGGCAGUGAACCAGGCAGCAGUCCGGGGGUGGGGGGAUGGGGCACGCCUCAGAGUGGUAAGACAGGGGGUACAUGGAACUAACUGGACACUUUUGAGGAUAAAAUGAAAUGCAUGUGGCAGAGGCAUCUGGAGUUAAUUGCAGUGAGCAAGUCUUGUUUGUGUGAAAGUCCAUAAAAAACCUGUACAUGAUGUGUAUUGUAUUGUUGUGUAAAGGGUGUUGAUAUAAAUAAGCAAAUCAAGAUGUGAUUGUCUUUGUAUGAAGUGUUCUUAUUUAAACCACAAGGAUUACCUAAUAACCCAACUCCUCUUCAACUUCGAUUCUUAUUUAGGAUUAAAAGUUCUUUUCAGUAUUUUUUUUAUAUUUUUUGUACAAUAUGCUACAAUUGAUUUUGGUUUAAAUUACUUUAUUGAUGAAAAUUAUGACUGGAAUAUUACUAAAAAAUUACCUUUGCUCAUGCACAUAAAUAGAAUAUUAAUGAAAACAAUUUACAUUUGAAGUACAUGUAUUUCUACUAUUGUUACAAGCACAAUGUUUGAAAUUUGUUUUUUUACCAGAGUAUUUAAAAUCGAUACAUAUACAGAGCUUUCUAUUCUGGCAAAAUGUAGAUGAAGUUACAUACAUGUUAUGCACUGUUACUUUGUUAAUGAGUUUUAUCACAGCAUGCUUUUUGUUAACGAUACUUCCUUACAUAAGUUAUAUUGAUUACUAAUACCACACUACCCGUGUAUGCUGCUGUUUCUGAAUAUCUUUGAAUAUUUCUUUGAAAUUCACCACUUGUUUGUUUUUAUUUUUGUUACAAUUUGUAAUAAGUAAAGUUUGAUAACAUGUAAGGCUCUGUUUGUUGACAAUGUUUUGUUUCGCUUGCAGUUACAUGUUUUUUAAGUACACUGUACCUUAACAAAUGACUUUUAAAUCAACUUGUUUGAAAGGAUUGAUAAAGAUCUUUAUCCAAUGACAGUUUGCUAUAGGAAGUCAGAAGUAAAUCAAAUUUUCAUCUGUACCUUUGUAAGUACAUUGUAUAUGAAAAUCAAAUGAAGGUAAAGGAUUUUUUAAGAUGGUACCAGAUUUACUGAACUUUUAGUGUUGUUUUUUCAUGGUAAAUGACUCUAUAUAUGUAUUUAAUUGCAAUCAGUAUAAAGUUUUGACAAGUAAAUUUAAAUUAAUCAUGAUUUUUUUUCUAUCAAAAUAACAGUUAUGAUGUAAAUUAAAUGUGUCGUGUUUCAAAUAUUCUCAGUACAGUUUUCAAUCAUGGGACAAAAUUUAAUAAUUUUUGUAAAUUGUAUUUAUCAAACAUGUAGUUUUUCUUGUCAACUGCCUCAACUGAAUUAAGGUCAUAGUAAUCAUGAUAAAAUAUUUCUCAACAUUUUGUAAAGGAUAUCCAACAAUAUAGGAAUUAAAUGUGUUGAAGCCUUUCUAACAUGUAAUGUUACCCGAUACAAUUUAGAAUCGUCAGAAUCAGAUUCGGUUAUUGUUAUGUUUGAUAUGGAAAUAUGGGUUUAUUGCACAUCAAAAAUCCUUUUGUCAACUGCUUGAAAUCUGAAACUUCACAAUGCUUCCAAAUUUUGUCGUUAUUGUGAUAUUGAUGUGAGUAUAUAUAAUCAUGAUGUCGUGAGGGUUGUUGAUUUAGAGUGAUGUGGUCCCAGUUCUUUACAUUUCAAAACCUUUCAUAGACAAUGACUUUUUACCGUAUAUACAGUAUCUUCUCUCCCAUGGCACUUUCAGGUGAUAUACUUUUGAAACAAAAAAGCAGAGAAUUAAAAAUGAAUUGAAAAAACUAAAUUGAAAACCUGUAAAACAUUAUACUCAACAGUUUGAAAAAAAAUGUGAUUAAUUUGGGGAAUUAUUUCUUAAAUGUGGAUUCAGGAAAGUGUUUUAUUGUUAUCUUUUUUUUGAAAAUUUUAAUUAAAAAAUUAGUUUAUGAAUAAUAAUGCAGAAAGGAUUUCAAUAGAUGUGGGAAGUUGUAUUUAUAAAAUAUCUUGAUGAUGACAGACCUGGAAUGUCUGGUUGGAUGAGUGAAAUAUGACCAUAUCACCUUAAAUGACAGGAGAAGGGGAGACAUGAAGUGGAAGUGAGGGUAACGUGGCUUGUUGGUUCACAUCCUUGUGGAUGCCUUUUGAAAGGGAAAUACAUGUAUUGUAAAAAUGUAGAUAGUUUAGAAGAAGAAAUUUGACUGAUUGUUUAUCAAGCCUGAAGAUCAAGAUGUGUUUGCUGGAAUGUGUUAAGUUAUUUAAAAGGACAUUCAUUUAAUAUCCGGCUGUGAAAACUGCCCGUAUGGAAUCAUCGCAGAAAUCAUGAGAUGUUUUAUAUAACUUGUUUACUAGUGAGGUAAAAAUGAAGAUGGGAAUAUGGAAAAAAACAACACUUUUUUAGUGUUGGAAUUUUAUAUGCAGAAUAUAUCGUACAACUCACAAUAAUUUAUCAGAGUUGUUUCAAAUGUUGGACAUUGAAUUAAUUUUGAUAUGGUAGUUUAUGAUUGGUCAUGAUCAUGAAGAAUGGAAAAUAUGGAUUUUAUUUUUUUGCAUCAUUUUGUGACAAUUUAUAGGUGAAAUCAGUGUUUUGAUUUUUUUAAAGAGGGAGAAAUAUGGGUACAUAAAUUUUCUAAAAUCUGAAGAUUUUUCUUCACAAAAUAAUUGGCAUAUUAAGGGAGACCAAUACAUAUACCAUACAUUGAAUUCUGAGAGUAAUUUGGUCAAUGAAAGAUGAAGGAUAUUAUUAAGUCUGAAGUUUAUGAGAUCAAUAUGAGAUCAGUAUGUAUAUUUUCAUUCUGAAAGUCAAUUUUAGAAAGUGAAAGAUAGCUUGUUUAGAUACGUUAAAGUUAUAAUGUUGGUAGCAUCGCAUAAGAGUUCUCAAAAAUCUACUUCAGGCGGCAACACAUAGUACCACAAUGGUUUCUGCUGAUACUGUGUGGCCAGGGUUUGACUCCAUGGUAAAUGUAAGGUAAUGAUAUUGGUCCUGGUUUGUGUAUGACCUCAUUCAUUUGCAUAUAUGUAAAUAGAAACACCCUGAUGGAGCCAUUUCACAUUAAGUCUUUCUUCAACUAAGAAUCUUGUACAAAUUUAUGCAAACAAUUAACCAAAUAAUUUGUAAAAGACAAAAAAAUGAACGAAUGAAUUUAAUGAAAGUUUAGGAAAAGAUGGCAAAAUAUAAUGUUGAUGUGUUUUUGCUUUCGAACACUGUCUUUGAACUGUUCAUGUUUCCGAUGCCAUGAUGAUUUUCUUAAAGAAAUUAAUGCUGAUAUUGUUUCAUAUUUAUGUAAAAAAAAAAACAGCUGAUGACAUUGACAAUGAUGAGUAAUGAAAUUUGACAGUUUUAAAUUGAUGUUGACUAUGAUGCAAAAUUGAUACAAGAAAAUUUCUUUGUUGAGAAAGACUAUUUCACUAUCUGCUUUUAUAUUAAGUGUGAAUUUGUGGUAGAUGUAGUUUGCAUAAAGAAUAUUUGACUGUGUAGAAAGGUGAAUUAGAGACGAAGAGUCUCUGUACAUGUUAUAAGGAUAUACUAAAAGGUGUGUCUGGAUUACAUAGACUUUGUAUAUAUGUAAGACCUAGCUAUUACUACUUAGGUGUGUAACUGUAUACCCAUCACUACAUAUACACGGCUAGAUGUGUGGUUGAUCUGUGCUCUAAUUGAGGAUGCAUGUGUGUAUGUGUAAAACAAAUUCUGAAUAACUGGUUAUUUUUGCAAGUAGAUGUACUAUAGGUAAACAUAGAACACUAUCGAGUAAAAGUCAUUAGACCGUAUUUCAAAACUGAGGAUGUAGCAGUAGUAUUUUGACUAAACUUGCUAUUAAUUUCGGCAUAAAAAAUAUUUAAGAAAAUAACCAGUUAUAAGGUUUGUGUAUAUAUAUUAUAUAUUAUAAACGUUGACUUGGUCUUCUCUGUUCCCUAUAUUAUGUCAAGCCAAGAUUUUACAAUGUGAGUAAAGUCAUCUGGUCUACACCUUUCUCUAGAAUGUCUUGUGGCUGUAGCAAAAUACUGUGUCAACAAAUUUCUUAAGUAAAUACAAUAUAACAUUGUAAUUGAUUCAAUUCAGAUGCAGAAAUAAUUUGGAAACUUUUUAAAAUUGUAAAAUGAAUAUAAUGAAAACUUUUUUGAAUUUGCUAAAUGAAUGUAAGCCCUGAAAAACUGACUUGUCCUACAUAAUAGACUGUUAGAUCUAACAUGCAUACAUAGUUAUCGUGCUAUAGAAAACAAGCAUUUUUUCUACCUGCUCUUUCUGUCCUUAUUUCAGAAAUAUUUCUAAAGUCUUCUGCUAUUCUUAUGAACAUAUUUUCUUUCCUUAUUACGAUUUUUUCCCAACUUGUGUAAACCCCCGCAGGCACAGAAAAAUCAUACUGCAAAAAGAAUACAACUGAGUACACAGAGCAGUACUUAUAAAGGAUAGCAUAAUCAUUUCUUUCUGUAAAAUAUCUUUACUUAUUUCCUUUUUUAAUGAAUUAUUUUCUUCCAAAAGUAACAGCAUUGCCAUCAACAGCAAUGUAACUAAUGUUUUAUUAGAUUUGUCCUGUAUUGGAGUAUUUCACAUGGUUUUAGAAGAUGAUAGUUUAGUUUUGAAUGUAAGUGCACGAUUGGUAUAAAUGGAACUUUAACUUCAUUCAAUAAGAUCUACUUUUUAUACAAGUGUUAUAAAUCAAUAUGUAGAUUGAGAGUCUGUGUUUUACCUCUCGAGUUAUCUCUCUUAUUUUCUUUUUAUGCAUCUUUAUUUCAAUGACUUGGUUCUUGUACUGUUAAACAGGAACUGUAUGCCUCAUUAUAUUUUCGCCUACUUUCCACCUCUGAACAAGGUUGUUGGUUCAACACUGUUCAAUAUUUUUAAUCUCUCAAACACCUUAAUUUUAAAUGGUUGGUUCAUUUACUGUAUAAGGAAUAUUUUCACCCUUUAAGGUUGAGAUUUCCAACACCAUGUUGUGUCUCAAGCAAAAAAAGUUUACAUCUUUGUCCUAGGGUUACCAUUCCCUUGAUGUCACUAUUAGAAGACCGGGAGUUUACCUACAUUGCUAAAAUUAUGGUACAUGCAAUAUUAAUACUUUACAGCAAACUUGUGGGAAAUGUUAUGCUCUAAUUCCUUGAAAAGGCCCGUCACCUUAAAUUCUCUUAUUAUAAAGGAAAUGUUACCAUGAAUGUAACAGGAAAAUAAGUUUUCCAUGCCUAUAUGCAUUAAAAAAGUGUUGGAACUUUCAAUCUUAAUGAAGGCAAAUUAAUCAGGAACAAAAUAAAAUGUGUCGAAUGAUAUCAGUAAAAUCUUGAAAGGGAGGGCAGAUUCAACCCAUGGAAUAUAAUGAAAGGUGCAAGGGCGAAAACUUAAUGGGGCAAACAUAAUUACAUUUUAUAGUUACAUUUUUUUUUAAAAGAAUCUUGUUUUGGUUAAUUUUAAGGAUGGUUAUAAUAACAGUUUACCCAUUUUUGACAAUAAUAAUUUAUAACAAAACAGUACCUAGGGUGUUUGAAAGAUUUAGAGUAAAAUUGCAUAGAAUUUAUUUUUCAAAUCACAGGUGAAAAGAUCAUAUCAUAAAGGAUACUUGACAAGCAAAAAUUGGUUAGGAUCUACAUUUGCUGUACUCAAGUUUAUAUCAGGUGUAAUCUGCAAGCUUUGGGUGGUAGAUUUUGUUUGAGAACAAACUCGUAACAUUUGAUAUAUUUCCUAAUAAGUUGUUGUAAGUUAGUAAUCUGGUUUAUCUGAUAGUCUGUACACUAAAGAAAAAAUAGCACUUUGUACCAGAUGCAUGCAUUGUCUUCUCCCUUUUGAUAAAAGAAAAUGUAAAAUGCACAAUUAUCCAAAAUUAACUAGUGAUAAUCGAAGUAUUGAAACCUAAUUCAGUUAACAGAUAAGCUAAAAUAAGUACCUUGAUUGUUAGCAAACAACUUACAAAAAAGUUCUCAUGCUCGACACAGUAACACUUAUUUAGAUUAAGAUUUAAUACUGGUGGGCUUAUACAAUUACAACAUCUUAAUUUUAUCAUCAGUUCUCUUAUUAAUUGAGCUUUGUAGCUCUUAAUUAAGUAUUCCUUAAAAACAAGCUUCUUAUCUUAAACUAAAUUCUAUUUUAGCAUGUUUCCUUUUCCUUUUCUUUGGAUUUUUUUAAGUAGAUAAAAGUUAUAUUUAAAGGCAGUUGAAACUAUGUGCAGUUAUUGAAAUGUGUAUAAAACAAAAUUAGAUAUAUUUAUUUACUAGAUGACUAGAUUAUCAAUUCUAAUAUGCAUGAUUAUGAUCACUAAUUAAAUACAACCACCAUGCAAAUAGUUUUAAUGGUUCUGUAAUUCUACUAACAGCAGAGGGAUUGGUUUUAACUUGUAACCAGCAAACUGAAUUGUAUAUAUAUAUAUUUGUAUCUGGUUACUGAUAUGAAAUACUGGAUGAACUGUUUUAUUUGCAUCUUUAUAAUUUCAUGGAGAUCUUUAUUAUAAUAAGUUAAGCUUAAACAGAUUUUUAGAUUCCGAAUAAAUUUUAACACUUUACGCGAAACAGUUAUUUAUUCUGUAUUAAUAGGAAACUGAUUGGACAAUGACGUAGCUAAUUUAUUUACCAAAGUAUACAUGUGGAAUGAAUUUUAUGAUGCAUAAAAGUUUUCAUCUAUUAUACCAAGCUUCAGAAUUGACGAAUAAAAUUAGACAAAAAGUU
This is a messenger RNA of Mizuhopecten yessoensis (Yesso scallop), 8050 nucleotides long. Its product is annotated as TAR DNA-binding protein 43-like. The transcript is spliced from 4 exons. NCBI's taxonomy places the organism in Eukaryota, Metazoa, Mollusca, Bivalvia, Pectinida, Pectinidae. Bases 158 to 1516 code for a protein of 452 amino acids. The record is from RefSeq and is a predicted model, not a curated record. Gene Ontology annotation, cellular component: nucleoplasm. Gene Ontology annotation, biological process: regulation of gene expression. Gene Ontology annotation, molecular function: RNA binding.